AUUUUAGUAGAUAGAUAAUAACGUACAUAUAAACAAAUAAAUACUUAAAUAGAUAUGUACACAGUUACAUUUUUUAAUAACAAUAAAACCUAAAAAAACACAGCACAAGUGCAAGUGUUCACAAAUGAUAUAAACCGAAAAGAUAUAAGAUUGUAUCAGAAAGUACGGGAGUUCGCGAGCCGCUCUUGUGACGUCAUCACCCUUGCACCGGAGCAGGAAGUGCCGGCGGUCGGUGGGACUCUAAACAACCUUCUGUUUUUGCUGCGCACUUUUAGGCUUUACCGAGCAAACAUGUAACGGUACAUCCUCCAGCCGAACCACAAUCCACCGAAUCACACCCGAGCUCAAGCCCAUGACGGCCGGGACACUCUAGCGGCGGCGUUGUGACUCGUUUACCGGAGGAGAGAUGAAGAAGGUGCGGGGCUGCGGCAUGCGGAGCGCCGUCGGGUUCCUCUCCCGCAGGACGAUCGGCGGACAGCCGCAGCUAAAGGAGGACUUCCAGCGGCGCAGACUGGCCGGCUGCUCCAGCCUCUAUAAGAAGGACAUGCUCGGGCACUUCGGCUGCGUCAACGCCAUCGAGUUCUCCAACAAUGGAGGCCAGUGGCUGGUGUCCGGUGGAGAUGACCGCAGGGUGCUGCUGUGGCACAUGGAGAAAGCAAUACACUCACGAGCCAAACCAAUCAAGUUGAAGGGAGAGCACCUGUCCAACAUCUUCUGCCUGGCGUUUGACAGCACCAACAAACGCGUUUUCUCAGGAGGAAAUGAUGAGCAGGUGAUACUGCACGACGUAGAACGCGGAGAGACGCUCAAUGUCUUUUUGCAUGAUGAUGCUGUGUACGGUCUGUCCGUCAGUCCUGUGAAUGAUAACGUCUUCGCCAGCUCGUCUGAUGAUGGCCGAGUUCUCAUAUGGGACACACGAGAACCGCCACACGGAGAGCCGUUCUGCUUGGCCAACUACCCCUCAGCGCUCCACAGCGUGAUGUUUAACCCUGUAGAACCCCGUCUGCUGGCCACUGCUAACUCUAAAGAGGGGGUGGGACUGUGGGACAUCCGCAAACCCCGCAGUUCUCUGUUGCGGUACGGAGGGAGUUUGUCUCUUCAGAGUGCCAUGAGUGUGCGUUUCAACAGCAUGGGGACGCAGCUGCUGGCUCUGCGCAGACGUCUGCCUCCUGUCCUGUACGAGCUCCACUCUCGUCUGCCCAGCUUCCAGUUUGAUAACCAGGGCUACUUCAACUCCUGUACUAUGAAGAGUUGCUGCUUUGCUGGAGACCAGGAUCAGUACAUCUUGUCUGGCUCAGAUGAUUUUAACCUUUACAUGUGGAGAAUUCCCAAUGACCCUGAAGCAGGAGGUCCGGGUCGAGUGGUGAACGGGGCUUUUAUGGUUCUGAAAGGUCAUCGGUCCAUCGUGAAUCAGGUCCGCUUUAACCCUCACACGUACAUGAUCUGCUCCUCAGGGGUGGAAAAAGUCAUUAAGGUGUGGAGUCCUUAUCAGCAGCCGGAUAGUGUUGGUGAUCUGGAAGGCCUGGUGGAGGACAAGUCUCGCUCUCUCUACACUCAUGAGGAAUACAUAAGCCUGGUCCUCAACAGCGGAAGUGGCCUGUCACAUGAUUACGUCAGCCAAUCAGUGCAGGAAGACCCCCGGAUGAUGGCUUUCUUCGACUCUCUGGUUCGGCGAGAGAUUGAGGGGUGGAGCUCGGACUCGGACAGCGAUUUGAGCGAGGGCGCCAUUCUACAGCUGCACGCGAGAGCCCGGCGGUCUACACGCUCCACACGCUCCACGCCUCGGUCUCCUGCUAUUGUAUCUGCCGCUCACCACAGCGACUCUGACCACUCCUCUUCAUCUUCAUUGGCUGGUCCGGAUGCAUCCGGGAGCGAGCGGGCCGAUCAAGAUAGGAGCGUUUCGCAGAGGAGUCGUACGAGACCGCGUGCGUCUGCUUUUCUGCUAGAUCUUGUGAACGAAGACUCCGAUUCCAGCGGUUUCUGGUUGGACCCUAUGCCCCGUCCCAGAUCUCCAAGUCCACGUGAGAACUCAAGCCUUUCUAGCCAUGCCUCCUCUGCAGGCGUGGCCUCCAGUUCUAGCUCCUCCCCCAGCUCGUCCUCUAGCUCCUCCUCCAGCACGGACGGUGUAGACGAGGAGCUGCGCAGAAGCAGGAUGCGACAGCGCAACGCAGCAAGGUGGAGGCGCCACAUGGGCGUUUCAGGAAGAGACUCCACAAACAAUCUUCACGGCGCAACAGAUUCGUCAAACUACCCCAGCAUUUCCAUCCAUGAUCCGUCCUCACCCUCUUCAUCCUCAGGCGACGAAGGCCGGCCUUUCAGGAAUCGUGGAAAAGAUAAACCAAGCGGACACGGCUCAAGUCCUACGCACUUAUCUGACAGACAAAUGCAGUCCAGAAGUAGACGGCGCUUCACUUCCUCUUUCUCAGCUGGUGAUGCUCCUUUGGAGAGGGCGAAAUCUCGAGUGGGCUUUCUCGCAGAGUCAGGGGAGGAACCGGACCGAGGGAGAACUAGCGGGGAAGAGUUAAGUGCUGUGGAGGAAAUAAACGUGACACUCAGCAGUCGCGCCACAGCAGCUGGGGUUAACGGACGUCCACAUGCAGAUGAGAACCAUGCAGACUCUAUUCACCCAGAAUGCUCUGGGUCAGAACUCAAUAAGAACCCUGGUGACUCCAAGACCCAGGGGGAGCCCUCUGGAAGGGAGAUCUCCAGUGUUUCUGGGAAACGGACUUGUUCGGACUCAGGAGACGAGGAGGAUUCUCAAUCGGAGAAGAGGGCGAAAACGUGGUGAUGUCACAGCACAACUCACUGACUCAGUCAAACUUUUUUUGAGUUGUUUAUCUUUGGACGUUUUUGGUUUAUUAUUUUUGAACCAACCUCCCUUUUUCUCUUUACCUGAUGUCAUGCAUUCUGGGGUCAAACCACAGUGAUGACACUAAAAAAAAGAUAUUAGUGAUAUAAUUAUGUUAUUGAAAGAAAAAAAAAUAACUGCAGUGCUUUUGGUUUUGUAAUAUUUCAGUUCCAUUGAACCUGUAACCUUUAUGUUGUUGGUUCUGGUUUUGUUUUGGGGCUGUGAGAAGAAGAAAAGUGAUUUGAAAGCAUUUCUACAAGGAUGCCUUUUCUGAGUCUGUAUGAGUGGAACUGGGGUGGGGAGGGGGUGAAAACAGUGUUUCCUUGGUAACCUCAUUGAGCAGCAGCUCAAUGAGAGUUGUGCAUUAAAGUUCUGUUCCAGUGUUUCCAUAGAAACCCUCUUGUUAUGUCUCUUCUUCCUCAUCGUCCGCCAUUUAAAUCAUAGAUAUGUAUAGGUAGAUGACUUAUUAGCAUCUUUUUAUGGGCCGCUGUAAGUAAGAGGUACAGCUACGUUGCCUGUUAAUAAUAAUGUUAAUAAUUCCUCACAUUUAUAUAGUGCUUUUCAAAGCAUUAUGGGGGUCUCUUCAUCCACCAUGUAGCAUCCACCUGGAUGAUGUGAGGACAGCCAUAUUGUGCCAUAGCUUACUGGUGGAGAGGAGACCGAAUGAUGAAGUCAAUCAGUAAAUAUUUGGAUUGUUAGGAGGCCAUGAUGGUCAGAGGCCAAUGGGCAAAUUUCGAAAGACAUCCUGGGAUUUUUAAUGACCACAGAGAGUCAGGAACUUGGGUUUAACAUCUCAAAUAAAGGACGGUGAUUUUUACAGAGUUUGUACAUGCUCCUACCAGUAACGUCGUUCUGCAAUCACAGAGGAGAUUACCAGUAAUUCACCAGUAUUGUUACAACUUUUCUGACCAGCAAAUUCCCAGAACAUAUUUACCUGUAUUUUUAAAAAGGUCCUGUUCACACAAGAUCUCUUAACGGUAGUUUGCCAGUAAAAUCUCUAGGAGUGAAAGAGGGUAUUGUGUCAACGACGAGCAGUCAAAUGUGGCAUCUAUCUUUACAUAUCUAUCAUUCUAAUCAUCAUCAAACAGGAAGUAGACUGUUGUUAUUUCUGUGUGAGUGUUCUAGGAUAUUCUGAUGUGAGAAACGUCACCAUGGUGAUGCAUCAGUAUCUGCUCUCCAUCUGUCUAAUGGAGCGGCUUGAAGGGCCGAGUGAAAGAUUAAUGAGAGCAUAUAUGAAAAUGUUGUAGGUCAGUGUAGGGCUUGUUGUAAACUCAUCCUCUACAGUCGACUGAUAGUCCAAAUCCUAAUCGAGUGUUUUGGCAUAAACGUUAAAGUAAUUCAAAAUUACAGGGAGAGUUUAUACCCAAAGGACACAAAUUUACCCACAAGUCACUGCUCACUAACUCAGUACUGCAUGAAGUUUGGAGUCUGGUUUGAUUAAGACUUUUUGCAUUUGGCUUAAUUAACCACAGAUGAACUUAUUGUGUGCUGUAUAUAAAAUAUUCCACUUUGCUAAGUGUAAGUGUGAAUAUAGAAAUGAAUGUAGAAUAUAUAGAAUCUAUUUGUUCUGAAAAAAAUAAGCAGGUAUUUAUUUAUUGAUAACAAGUGACAAAAUGUUUUUUUUUUAUUUGGGUACAUGGUUAAAUGUCUAUUCAUAGAUGAGUCUUGAAAAUGUUUUCACAUGAAUUUAAAGGCAGUACAAAUUAAAUCAAUAAUUAUUACAGUUUAAUAGGAAUUUCUGAAGGACCAUAUGACUAGAGUAAUGACUGCUAAAAAAAAUUUAGGUUUAUUGUCAUAAGAACAAUUGUGUUUUUGCAUUAAAAAUAUUUUGCAGUAUUA
Molecule: messenger RNA, 4687 nt
Organism: Puntigrus tetrazona (Sumatra barb)
Lineage: Eukaryota; Metazoa; Chordata; Actinopteri; Cypriniformes; Cyprinidae
Gene: dcaf5
Product: ddb1 and cul4 associated factor 5
Exons: 8
Coding region: 407-2788 (793 amino acids)
Biological process (GO): negative regulation of fatty acid biosynthetic process
Cellular component (GO): Cul4-RING E3 ubiquitin ligase complex; cytoplasm
Molecular function (GO): protein binding
Source: RefSeq, a predicted model, not a curated record